ACUAGUUGGCAAGGGAAAAGUGCACAACACUUUGGGAGAUUUACUUCACCAUAGACCGCUCCCGGAUGGACACCUGAAAGUAUCGGUGGAUGUUGUAGUAGAUCAUGAUGCGAUGCUACCGGUACCUGACAUGGUCUCAGAGACAACAUUGCUGCGAGAUGCAAUAGGAUCAUUUGUUGCAUGGCCCUCGGAGCUCAUUACCAUUAGUGAUGAGACUGCUCCUAUAAAACCCGCAAUUAAGGGUAAAGGGAUUUUACAGGAGGAGGAGUCCGUUGCAUCACUAAAAGAGGCAUCCGCUCGGGAGUCACAACAAGUGACGCAGCAAGUUCGUACCGUACCACCCACUGGUCCUCCGAAGCCAGCGGGAAAAAAAGGCGGUGCUUUUGUGCCUCGAUACCGGUCGACGCUCGCAACAAUGGUUGAUAUGUCCGAUAUGAAGGAUGGUGCUUUACGUGAAAUCGAUAUGGAUGAAAGUGUCUUCGGUAUUGAAUUCAAGUCACUUAUUACAAUUGAUGACUUGGAGGAGAUUUUUAGGCAUGAUCAACUAGGCGUCACUAACAUGCACUCAUACAUCCGGUUGUUGUAUGACAGAGUGUUGCGCGGGAAUCCAUUGUCUAACAGAUUCCGUUUCGUGUCUUCCGCCCAUUGCAGCGGAAUGGCAAUUGCUUCAGAACCGGAAUCAGUUAGACAGCGCUUAGUCGAUAGAUUCAUGUCCACCGGCAAUACAGAAAGUCUGCAUCUUUGGGCGUAUAAUACCCGACCAGUAGGAGCACACUGGUUGCUGCUUGCUAUCAACCCUAUAAGGGAAGUCGUGUAUUAUCUGAAUUCGGUAAAUGGUGAAUGGACCAAUUAUCCGGCUAUGAAGGACAUCGUUGAUUUGUAAGUGGGAUCGUUCUAAAUAUAUAUUCGUGUAUAUUUAUAUAUUUACUUA
This is a messenger RNA of Vicia villosa (hairy vetch), 931 nucleotides long. RefSeq lists its product as uncharacterized. The transcript has 5 exons. NCBI's taxonomy places the organism in Eukaryota, Viridiplantae, Streptophyta, Magnoliopsida, Fabales, Fabaceae. The coding region runs from base 113 to 883 and encodes 256 amino acids. The record is from RefSeq and is a predicted model, not a curated record.